UUACCUGCAUAACAUGCGAUUACUCCCACUUGCGUAGCUUGACUGACAGAUCAGCUAAGCUACAGCUCAAGUGGGAGUAAAACCGGCAAAAUAAUUAUUAUGCAAAUAGUUUAGAUAACGUUUUUGUAAUUUUUAUCAUGUUUAGAUUAUUUACAUUCUCUAUUGAAAUUUUAAGGUAUUAAUUUUAACCGUGAUCGGUGGUGUCAGUUUUGUGGUCUGUUUGCGUUUUAAAAUGACAAAUUUUAAAUAAAAUCUAAAAAAGUCGAUUGACCGACAGCUGACUUGUGAUCGAGUACACGAGCACGAUAUAACUUAAAUUGGAUUUGCAAUAUAGUGUCAAAUACACUAGUGUCAGCUGUUCAUAAUGUUUGACACUGAAGAUGAUUUAAUAAAUUCAUCGCAAUUGUCUAGAGAAUCUGUAAACGAUGGGUUCGUGUAUAUUGUUCCCAAAUCAACUUAUGUUCCUCCCGAAAUCGAUGAAAAUGAUGAAAGUUUGUACGCAACUGGAAUUCAUUCUGGUAUAAAUUUUGAAAAAUUAAACGAAGUUGAAGUGAAAAUAAGCGGUAAAGAUGUGCCAAAAGGAAUCGAAAGCUUCGAAGCCUGUGACAACAUGCAAGAUAUAUUAAUGGAAAACAUUAAGAAAUGUAAAUUCCAUAAGCCGACUCCCAUACAAAAACAUACUUUACCGAUUAUCUUGUCUGGAAGAGACUUAAUGGCUGCUGCGCAAACUGGGUCUGGAAAAACGGUAGCUUUUGUUUUACCGAUUCUACAAAAUUUACUUGCUAAUCCUUCCAAAGUAGUCAGAGACAACAAUCACAGCGAACCGCAAGUCGUUAUUAUGGCACCCACAAGAGAGUUGGCCGUUCAAAUCAAAACUGUGGUAUUGAAAUUAGCUAGAGGUACAGGAAUUUCUUCGUUACUGUGUUACGGUGGAACUCUCGUCCCUCACCAAAAGUCUCAAAUUCUUAGAGGUUGUCACAUACUCAUCGCUACGCCGGGCAGAUUAAACGAAUUCAUACAACACGGGUUCAUCUCCUUCGCAUCGGUAAAAGUUUUGGUUUUGGAUGAAGCCGACAAGAUGUUAGACGAGGACAUGAAAUUUGAUGUGGAUAAAAUUCUCGAUCAUUUUUCCAUGCCUUCAGUCAUAAAGCGACAGACUAUUAUGAUUUCUGCAACGUUGCCCGACGUCAUACAACAUCUGGCGGCAUCCUAUUUGAAUAAGAAUUAUUUAUUUUUGGCGGUAGGCAUCGUUAGUAGUGCAUCGAAAGACGUCAUACAGGAUAUUCGUCAAGUCAAUAAGCUCAAAAAACGAAUAACACUAAUUAAUAUUUUAAAUGAUGCUGACCGUAGCAAAGGAACUAUAGUGUUUGUUAAACAUAAAUGGACGGCAGACUUUCUAGCCACUUAUCUAUGCGAAAAAAACUUUCCUUCGACAAGCAUUCACGGCGAUCGACUGCAAGAAUAUAGAGAACAAUCUUUACAAGACUUUGUUUCUGGAAAGCGGAAUAUACUUGUCGCUACAUCGGUGGCUGCACGAGGAUUAGAUAUCAAAAAUGUCGGCCACGUAAUCAACUUUGAUUUGCCCGAUACGAUUGAAGAGUAUGUACACCGGAUCGGACGUACCGGUAGAGUUGGAAAUCAAGGGAAAGCUACAUCGUUUUUCGAUGUCGAUUACGAUUACAUGUUGGCACAACCGUUGAUCAAGAUACUAGCAAUGGCCAAUCAAGAGAUACCUCAUUGGCUAAAAACCAUAGGAAAAGAAAUCAACGAACAAAAACUUCCAGACGAGUGUGACCAGUUUGGAGGAACUGAUAUAAGACUGAAUUUCUCUUCAUUCAACGAAGAAGAAGAUUGGUAGCAUGAAUUUGAAUUUUCAAGACUUCAAUCGUUAUUAUUACUUUAAAAUAAUUUGAAUACCUCGUAUACAUAUCUAGAUAACAUUUGUUGUAUAUUUUUUAUUUUUAAAAUUAAAACAAUCGAUCGUUUAAGU
Messenger RNA from Adelges cooleyi (spruce gall adelgid), 1990 nucleotides. Its product is annotated as ATP-dependent RNA helicase vasa-like. Gene Ontology annotation, biological process: cell differentiation; gamete generation. Bases 365 to 1858 code for a protein of 497 amino acids. The transcript has 9 exons. Lineage: Eukaryota; Metazoa; Arthropoda; Insecta; Hemiptera; Adelgidae. The record is from RefSeq and is a predicted model, not a curated record. Gene Ontology annotation, molecular function: ATP binding; RNA helicase activity; RNA binding. Gene Ontology annotation, cellular component: P granule; nucleus.